Molecule: messenger RNA, 1727 nt
Organism: Pantherophis guttatus
Lineage: Eukaryota; Metazoa; Chordata; Lepidosauria; Squamata; Colubridae
Product: arylacetamide deacetylase-like 3
Cellular component (GO): membrane
Molecular function (GO): carboxylic ester hydrolase activity
Source: RefSeq, a predicted model, not a curated record
AUGGCGAUUUUACUCCUGGUCUGCUGGGGCAUUUAUUACGAUUUCACGCGGACGAAGAUCCCGCCUGGAUUUCAGCAACCCCUGAAGUUGCGUUUCCUUCAUGUGUGCAUUGUGGUGCUCUUCACGCUGGGGAAGACUUUGGAAGUCCUGCAUUUAUGCAGGCAAGUCACUUUCAUUCGCUUCCUGAUACGUUUGAAGAAAUCCAAGAUCCAUCCUGGGGUUUCCGCAAGAGAUUUCUUCUUCGACGGGAUUCCUGUCCGGGUUUAUUAUCCCAAAUCCCCGUGGUCCGGUCGGAGAAAAGGCUUCGUUUUCUACCACGGAGGAGCUGGCAUGAUUGGUAGCAUCCAUUACUACGAAGAUAUCACCAGCAAACUUGCGAAGGAGAGUGAAGCCGUGGUGGUCGUGGUUGGCUACCGCCUGUCCCCGGAGCACCCUUUCCCCGCUCAGUGGGAGGACUGUCUCACCGCCACCGUCCACUUCAUGAAACACGCCGAGGACCACGGCGUCGACUCUUCGCAGAUCGUCAUCGGCGGGGACAGCGCGGGGGGCAACUUCGCCACCGUCAUCACCCAAGAACUUCUCAGACGUCCGGACCUCCCCAAAAUCCGCGCUCACGCCCUGAUCUACCCGGGUCUCCAAGCUCUGGACUUCAACCUCCCGUCGUACCAGCAGAACGCGUCCAUCCCCAUCUUGUUCCAAGAGAGCGUGGUGUUCUACGGGCUGAAGUUCCUCUUGAAAGAUUCCGCGUUGACCAACGAUAUCAUGAAGGGUUGUCACGUACCGGACGAACUUCGACAGAAGUUCGAGAAAUGGCUCAGUUUGGACAACAUCCCCGAACGAUUUAAACGGCGGGGGUACAAGAGAUGUCCGUUGGGACAAUUCAAGCCGGAGGUCCACGACCAAGUGCCGAAUCUCCUCCACGCCACGUUUUCGUCCCUCUUCGUCGAAGACGACACUUUAAGGCGGUUCCCGGAGACUUUUAUCGUCAGCUGCGAGUACGACGUGCUGCGGGACGACUCGUUGUUGUACAAGAAACGGCUGGAGGACAACGGGGUGAAAGUCUCCUGGUUUCAUGCCGAGCAAGGAUUUCACGGCAUCAUCAAUAUCUGUUAUAUGAAUUUCAUCCGGUUUCCAGCCGGGAUGGAGAUAUUGGAGAAAACGGCUGCUUUUGUCCGGGAUUUAUGAGAUGUUUUUUUUUUCCCGCCUUGCUUUGAUCAUUAGGGGGUCCUGGAUUUGCAACGGUUCUGUUUAGUGACCGUUCAAAGUUACAACGGCACUGAAAAAGGGGACUUAAAAGCAGUUUUUCACACUUACGAGCAUGAUGUUAUCCCUGUAUGUAUGUAUAUGCUUCUGGUAAAAAUCUCUUUUUCUCUUUCUUUCUCCUUCUCUCUCUCUUUCUCUCUCUUCUCUCUCGUCCUCUUUCUCUCUCUCUUUCUCCAUCUCUCCCUCUCUCCAUCUUUUUCUCCUUCUCUCCCUCUCUUUCUUUUUCUCCUUCUCUCUCCUUCUUCUCUCCCUCUCUUUCUCUCUCUCUCUCUCUCCUCCUCUCUCCGCCGGCUCCACUUAACAACUGGUGUGACUCACUUUACAAAUGCAGUGACUCGCUUAACAAACGCGGCGAGAAAAGUCGUAAAGCGAAGCUCGCUGAUCCAAUGUCUCCCUUUAGCCACAUCACUUUUGGGCUCCGUUUUGGUCGUAAGUUGAAGAUUCUCUUGUGGAAGUCGCCUUCC